Racocetra persica is the source of this 702-nucleotide messenger RNA. NCBI's taxonomy places the organism in Eukaryota, Fungi, Glomeromycota, Glomeromycetes, Diversisporales, Gigasporaceae. The record is from the annotation of a GenBank genome assembly.
AUGGAAACAGAGCCAAGUGUUAAGCAAGUUAAAGAAACCUCUUUGCAAAUUGAACAAUAUGACCGUUCAAAGUUUUCAAAUCCCGAAAGAGUUGGUACUGGAGCAUAUAAGAAAUUAUAUCGAGCUAUUUCAGAAAGCGAUGAUAUGGUCGUUGCUUUGAAACAAGUGGAUAUUAAAAAUGAAAAAGAACUUUUAAAAGAGAUUGAAUUACAAUUCAAUGUGAAUCAUCAUCCUAAUAUUAUCAGAUUUUAUGGCAUUACAGAAAUAAUGCCAUCAAAUUAUAUGCUGAUGUUUGAGUUUGCUGAUAAUGGAACUUUAUGCGAAUAUUUGCAUACAAAGGUCUUGACAUGGAAUGAUAGAUUUAAGCUUGCUUAUCAAAUUGCUUCCGCCAUUAAAUGCCUUCAUAGCCACAAUAUUGUGCAUGGGAACCUUAAUUCAUUUAAUACUUUAGUUCAUCAAGAUAAUAUUAAAAUCAGCGAUUUUGGACCUUCAAAGAAUUUAAUUGAUAUAAAUAUAAACCCAUAUUUUCAACCCACAAGUCUUAUGGCAGAAGAGCAUGUUCCAGGAACUCCAGAACAAUACAAUCAAAUUUAUACUGAUUGUUGGCAAAGCAAUAGAUCGAGACGUCCGGAUAUUAUCGAAGUUGCAAAUUCGCUUAAAAGAUUAAUGUCAAGUCAUGUAUCUAUUUCUGUCAAUGAGUAA